AUGCUCAGUAGUUCCAGUAUCUUAGAAACUCCAGUGAUGACUGAAACUUUGCACCAGGAGCCUGCUUUAUGUGGUAUACUCACCAAUGACGAUCCGUCGUGCAGCCCGGAAAGGCGUGAACCAGAGAUACCAGCAGAGCCAGGUUUUAUCGGCUCCUCGCAUCAAAAUGCGUAUCCGCAUAGUAGUUCUAGUUUCUUAGAAGCUCCAGUUAUCAUUGAAACUUUGCACCAGGAGCCGGCUUUACCUGGUAUACUCACCAAUGACAAUCCGUCGUGCAGUGCGGAUAGGCAUGAACCGGAGAUACCAUUAGAUCCACGUUUUAUUGGCUCCUCGCCUCAAAAUGUGUUUCUACCUGGUACAGCUAGCAGUCAUGAAAAUGAUAAUAAUGUGGGGCGGGGAGCAGGCAGGGGCAGGCAUGACAUUAGUUAA
Molecule: messenger RNA, 429 nt
Organism: Parnassius apollo (apollo)
Lineage: Eukaryota; Metazoa; Arthropoda; Insecta; Lepidoptera; Papilionidae
Source: the annotation of a GenBank genome assembly